AAAAUAAAAAUUCAGAAGUGAAAAAUCAAGUUUUGCAUCAACGAAAAAAAAGGAUGAGGGUCAAAUUGAACUUCAUCUGCCUGAUACUGGCAUUAACUUUUUGGAGUACUUGCUCAGCCGAGAAUGAAAUUAUUGUCGAUAUCGAUGAAACUGGACAUGACCAAUAUCAUAUAGCAAACUUCCAGAACAGCGCCUACCAAUAUGGCUACGACAUUGGACCUAAUGGGCAAUUUCAUCAUGAAACGAAAGGACCUGAUGGUGUAACUUAUGGCUGCUAUGGAUAUAUUGAUCCAGAUGGUAAACUGCAAGUAACACAUUACGUUGCUGACUCUAAUGGAUAUCGAGUUGUUGAGCCAAAUCAGCCAACUACUGUCUUUGCCAGAACUAUUAACGAAUUUGAUGAUGCACUUAACUCGGAUAAUGCUGUAGAAUUUGUUCGAAUGCUUAGAAACUGGGAUGAUUUGUAUUUCCCGAAAGGAUGUGGUAGAACUGAAGGCGGUGUUCCAGCAAAUAAACCAACUAAACCGCCAACUCAAGGGCACUCACUAUCCUCAUACAACUCAUGGUCAUCAUCACACUUAUCCAACUCAUACAAUUAA
Molecule: messenger RNA, 599 nt
Organism: Culicoides brevitarsis
Lineage: Eukaryota; Metazoa; Arthropoda; Insecta; Diptera; Ceratopogonidae
Product: cuticle protein 16.8-like
Exons: 5
Coding region: 54-599 (181 amino acids)
Cellular component (GO): chitin-based extracellular matrix
Molecular function (GO): structural constituent of chitin-based larval cuticle
Source: RefSeq, a predicted model, not a curated record